GAGGCGACUAACAGCUCUGUCAAGAAGUUUUAGAGAGUCCGCACUGUCGUGUAUGCAGCGUCUUUUAGCUGAAAAAAACAAACAACAGACAAACGCUGGUGUCGACGGGAAAGAGCGACUCGGACUCGGACACAGCCAUGGACGGUGUGUAUGGAUGGGGCAUUAACCCACUCAACCCAGUCCAAGCAGCAAACCCCUUCAUAGAGAUCAUCGAGCAGCCAAAGCAGAGGGGGAUGAGGUUUAGGUAUAAGUGUGAGGGACGGUCAGCUGGCAGCAUCCCCGGAGAGAAGAGCAACGACACCACUAAAACCCACCCAGCCAUCAAGGUGCACAACUACAGCGGGCCCCUACGUGUUCGCAUCUCACUGGUGACGAAGAACGCACCGCACAAGCCACACCCCCACGAGCUGGUCGGGAAAGAUUGCAAACAUGGUUACUACGAGGCGGACCUGCAGGAGAGACGAAUACACAGUUUUCAGAACUUGGGCAUACAGUGUGUGAAGAAGAAGGAUGUGAAUGAGGCCAUCACUUGCAGGCUGCAGACCAAUAACAACCCCUUCAACAUUUCCGAGGCGAAGGUGUGGGAGGAGGAGUUUGACCUGAAUUCAGUGCGGCUUUGCUUCCAGGCCUCCAUCACUCUGCCUACAGGGGAGCUGUUUCCUCUGGAGCCGGUCGUAUCGCAGCCCAUCUAUGACAACAGGGCACCAAACACAGCUGAGCUUAAGAUCUGCCGAGUCAACCGCAACUCUGGAAGCUGCAAAGGAGGAGAUGAAAUCUUUCUGCUGUGUGACAAAGUGCAAAAAGAGGACAUCGAGGUGCGUUUCUUCCAGGACUCCUGGGAGGGAAAGGGCACUUUCUCCCAGGCUGAUGUCCACAGGCAGGUGGCCAUUGUGUUCCGCACACCGCCAUACCGCGACACUAACCUCACCGAGCCCAUUCGAGUCAAGAUGCAGCUCCGCCGGCCCUCUGACCGCGAAGUCAGCGAGCCAAUGGACUUCCAGUACCUGCCCGCUGACCCCGAUGAAUACAGGCUGAGUGAUAAGAGAAAGCGCACAGGGGACAUGUUCCAGAAGCUGGGGCCCAUGCUAUCGACUGUCACCAUUCCUCCAGACAGACGGAACAUAAGUCUGGCAAGAAGAACGGUCACAGCCAAGCCGCCAUCGAUGAACACACAAGGUGCAUCUGCAGUGCUCCCAGGUGCAAGUGCAGCAAAACCCCAGUCUAGCUACUCAUAUCAGCCAGGCCAGCUGUUCUCUGUCCAGCCCAAAGUGGAAGCCUCGCCCUCCAUCUCCUCUGCAGCCACAAACCAAUCCUGGAGGAUCAUGGAGAGCCUGAACCUGGGCAAUCAGCCUAAAGCCACUCCGGUGCCUAAUUUCACAAUGAGCCAAGCACCGUCCUCCGGCUCCUCUAUCACCACUUCCACCGCCAACCAGGACUACUCAACCGUCAACCUUUCAGACCUUCAUGAAUUCUUCCCCGGCAUUUCCUCCACCAUCGGCCAGGAGUCAGCAGCUUCCCGGGGAGGUGUGGCUUCCUCGCAGACCAGCAGCUCCUUCUCCUCUCAGUUCCGGCAGGACGCACCACUUGUGGACGAUGAUAUCCCAGAGUUCCCUAGCUUUUCCGAAGCGAGGGAAAUCAAUUUGGACAGCCUAAACAUGGAUGACCUCGAGGACCUUCUGAGCCCCCCUCUUAUGAACGAGAGCGGAAACAGCACCUCCAUGUUGGCUCAAGCUCAGUGCCAACAACCUCCCAGCUCUUCUACAGCUGCCCACAGCGCAGCAUCCCAGAACACUUCUGACCCUGCCAGCAACCCAGGAAGCACCUGGAUGAAUUACCCCAACAGCAUCGUCAAUUUGCUCCAGACUGAGGGCAUGAUGGACGUGGCGACCAACAACGGCAACCACCAGCCAGCUGUGCUGGAUGAGUUUGACGAGCUGAUGUCUGCUGACGAGGAUCGCCUCAUUUCCAUUUUAAUAGUGGAGCCCAAGCUGGGUUUGUGUCAGGACAUCCCACUUAAACUUUGUCCACACGACUUUUUUUUAUGGACAUAUUUGCCUAAACCACUUGUAUCUGCCCUUAAACCUUCAGAACUGAAACUCUAUGUUGGUAUGAAAGACAAAAUGAACAAGGUGAAUAUAAGAGGGCUGCAAGGGACAGAAUGUAGCAAAACCGCUCUGGGCUCAAAACUGUGGGCAUGCAAAGACUCCUCACUGUAUUCAGUUAGCCAGGCAUUUAUAUACCGUUUAACCGACAAAUGAUAAGCCAGGACUGAACUCUGACAGAUUUCAUUGCCCUUCAGCCCAUGUUCAGCAUCAGUCAUUAACAUUUUUCAGUCAGAUCCGAUGCACUGCUGAAGGGAUCUGAUUAAAUGUUUAGCUUGUGUUCUGUAGAACAUGUUAAGCAUGUUUGUGUACUUGUCAUUUUAACCGUUUUGGUAGCUCUGGUCAGUGUCCAUGUGAUAUUCACUCUGAAAUGUCUAAGUUUAGUCUGCAUACAAAAGCUCUAGCAUUCUCAGUAGUGAUUUAACCCUUGCGCAAAUUGGGUUGAUUUUUUUUUUUUUUAACAUUGGAAGAUGCCAAUGAGCACUUUUGCAAUUCCAAAAAAUGACCUUAAAAUAAACACACACACA
Molecule: messenger RNA, 2629 nt
Organism: Plectropomus leopardus (leopard coralgrouper)
Lineage: Eukaryota; Metazoa; Chordata; Actinopteri; Perciformes; Serranidae
Gene: rela
Product: RELA proto-oncogene, NF-kB subunit a
Biological process (GO): non-canonical NF-kappaB signal transduction; positive regulation of transcription by RNA polymerase II; cellular response to stress
Cellular component (GO): cytoplasm; nucleus
Molecular function (GO): DNA-binding transcription factor activity, RNA polymerase II-specific; RNA polymerase II cis-regulatory region sequence-specific DNA binding
Source: RefSeq, a predicted model, not a curated record